AUGACCCAGUAAGCAAUUUGAAGAAAAGAAAAAAAAUUGAAACUUUCCCUUUUCAUCAUAAAGGAGAUGGCUAAGCAACUUUCAUAAAAUAUCUAAAAAGGUUUGACCUUUAAAUCCCACAACUUGGUUUCCUUCAUCCAACCCUAGGUCUCUUUAUAUCCCUUCAAUCUCAUAUUUCUUUAGCUCCAAACAUUUGUAUCCAAAACAAAAAUUUUGUUCUCUUUGUUGGGCUCCUUUUCAAAUCCUCAAAAUGGGGUUGAAGAAGCUGAAAUUUUUCAGUUUUUGGUCAGUUUCAAUAUGGGUCUUUUUUGUAGUUUUGAGUUUCCUGAUGAACUUUGUACAAUGUCAAGGUGUUAAUGAUUAUGAUCAAGUGGACAAUCCUGCUGUUCUUCCCUUUGUUACAUCUCUUGUUAAUAGCAGGCUUUCUAAUCUCACCAAUGUCCUUAGCAAGGACAUUAGUGACCAAGCCAGUUUCUGCAUUAAGGACCAGGAAGCUGAGUGGAACAAAGCAUUUAAUUUCUCAUCAAAUCUGGAUUUCUUGGCUUCAUGUAUUCAGCAAACUCAAGGGAGUAUUAUGCAGCGUGUGUGCACGGCAGCGGAGGCAAAAUUCUACUUUGAUACGUUUUUCAAAGGUUCAAAUGCCAAUGCUUUGAGGCCUAACAAGAACUGUAAUUUAACCUCGUGGGUGUCCGGUUGUGAGCCGGGAUGGGCUUGUCGUGUUGGUCCAAACGAGCAGGUUGAUAUUGAGAAUUCUAAGGUCAUUCCUUCUAGGAUUACUGAUUGUCAACCAUGUUGUGCAGGGUUUUUCUGCCCUCGUGGUCUUACUUGCAUGAUCCCUUGUCCUCUGGGUUCCCAUUGUCCGAGUGCAACACUGAAUACCCAAACUGGCCUAUGUGAGCCAUAUAACUACCUGCUGCCUCCGGGAAAGCCGAACCAUACCUGUGGAGGAGCCAACAUAUGGGCCGAUAUUCGUACCAGUAGCGAAGUGUUCUGUUCAGCCGGGUCAUAUUGUCCAACGACGGUACAGGAAAAGCCUUGCAGUAGUGGACAUUACUGCAGGACGGGUUCAACAUCUGAGAAGCGCUGCUUCAAGUUGACUUCUUGCAAUUCAAACACAUCAAGUCAAGAUCUGCAUGCCUAUGGAGCUAUGCUUAUAGCUGCUACUGUUACUCUGCUCUUGAUCAUCUACAACUGUUCCGACCAAGUUCUCACUACAAGGGAAAGACGACUGGCUAAAACCCGAGAAACAGCAGCAAGAAGUGCAAGGGAGACGGCAAAAGCACGGCAGAGGUGGAAAGCUGCUAAGAAUGCUGCUAAGAAACAUGCAAGUGGACUGCAAACUCAUAUUUCACAGAGAUUUUCUUUUAAAAAAACCGCAAAACAUCCCAACGAGGAACUUAAAAUAUUGGAUGAAACAAAGUUUGAAACGGAUGCACACUUGUAUUCUCCAGUACAUAUGAGCACUUCAAGUGAGUCUCUAUCAUCAUCUGCACCAUCCAAUGGACAACCAAUAGAACCUCGCAAUCCAAUGCCAAUGAUGCAUGAAACUGAAGAUGAGCCCGAGAAUUAUGACGGAUUUGAUGUCGGUAGACAUGAUAGAAAAUCGAAAGGUCAAACUACGAAGGGAAAAAAGCCUCAUACACAUAGCCAGAUUUUUAAGUAUGCAUAUGCUCAAAUCGAGAAAGAGAAAGCACAACAACAAGACAAUAAGAAUCUUACAUUCUCGGGAGUGGUUUCUAUGGCUACUGAUCCCGAAAUGAGGAAAAGGCCUCUGAUCAAGGUCUCUUUCAAAGACCUUACACUCACAUUGAAAGGAAAAGAAAAGCAUCUUUUGAGGUGCGUUACUGGAAAAAUCAAGCCUGGUCGCAUCACUGCUGUCAUGGGUCCUUCUGGUGCCGGCAAAACGACAUUUAUUUCUGCUCUGGCUGGGAAGGCAAUGGGUUGCAAGAUGACCGGUUUGAUUCUUAUUAAUGGAAAGAAUGAAUCAAUCCGCUCAUAUAGGAAAAUAAUAGGUUAUGUGCCACAAGAUGACAUCGUGCAUGGGAACUUGACAGUGGAAGAGAAUCUAUGGUUUAAUGCAAAAUGCAGAUUGCCUGCUCAUUUACCAAAACCGGAUAAAGUUCUUGUCGUCGAAAGAGUUAUAGAGUCUUUGGGGCUUCAGAUGGUGCGUGAUUCCUUGGUGGGAACAGUAGAAAAGCGAGGCAUCUCAGGAGGCCAGAGGAAGCGAGUAAAUGUCGGAUUGGAAAUGGUGAUGGAACCUUCACUUUUGAUCUUGGAUGAACCGACAUCUGGUUUGGACAGUGCAUCCUCUCUGCAGCUUCUUCGAGCACUUCGACAUGAGGCUCUUGAAGGAGUAAACAUCUGCAUGGUGCUUCAUCAACCAAGCUACUCCUUGUUCCAAAUGUUUGAUGAUCUAGUCCUUUUGGCGAAAGGGGGAUUCACAGUCUACCAUGGUUCAGCAAAGAAAGCAGAACAGUACUUUGCAGGCCUUGGGAUCCAUGUCCCAGAUCGUGUUAACCCUCCGGAUCACUUCAUUGACAUUUUAGAGGGUAUCGUAAAACCAACUCAAAGCUCGGGUGUGAACUAUAAAGAGCUUCCGGUUAGGUGGAUGCUUCACAAUGGCUACCCGGUGCCCCCUGAUCUGCAGCAAGCUGCUGCUCGGAUAGCUACCCCCUCAGCGAGUCCAGCUCCUACUAAUGGGACAAGUCCUCAUGCUGGAACAGAAGAAACAUCUUUUGCUGGAGAGUUAUGGCAAGAUGUCAGGAGUAAAGUUGAGAUACAUCGGGAUAGCAUACGUCACAAUUUCUUAAAGUUUAAGGACUUGUCGAGGCGGAGGACUCCAGGUGUACUCUGGCAAUACAGAUACUUUCUUGGGAGGCUUAGUAAGCAGCGAAUGAGGGAAGCUAAAGUACAAGCAACCGAUUAUCUGAUCUUACUACUUGCCGGAGCAUGCUUAGGAACAAUAGCUAAAACGGGCGAAGAAAACUUUGGGGCCGUCGGUUAUACUUAUACCAUAAUUGCAGUCUCCCUUCUAUGCAAAAUAGCCGCUUUGAGAUCGUUUUCGCUCAAUAAAUUACAAUACUGGAGAGAGAGUGCAUCUGGCAUGAGCAGCUUGGCUUACUUUUUGGCCAAAGAUACAGUUGAUCAUUUCAAUACUGUGAUCAAGCCCGUGGUGUAUCUCUCUAUGUUCUUUUUCUUCACAAAUCCGAGAUCUUCGUUCGCGGAAAAUUAUACUGUCUUGCUGUGCUUAGUUUACUGUGUGACCGGUAUAGGCUAUGCAUUUGCCAUCUUCUUUCAACCCGGUCCUGCCCAACUGUGGUCUGUUCUUGUUCCUGUUGUUCUGACUCUCGUGGCAACUCGGACUCAAGAUAAUGAAAUCUUGAAAAGGAUAUCUAAUCUGUGCUAUCCCAAGUGGGCUUUGGAAGCUUUUGUGAUAUCAAACGCUGAAAGGUACUAUGGAGUGUGGUUAAUUACUCGAUGCGGAGCUCUUCUGAAAAGUGAUUAUAGUCUAGAUGAAUGGAAUCUUUGUAUAGUUAUUCUCAUUCUCACCGGUGUAAUCAGUCGUUCAAUUGCAUAUCUUGGUAUGAUCACAUUCCAGAAGUGAAAAUCCAAACAUUUGGCCGCAUUCUAUUUCCAUCCGAAGAAGUUCGGUCCUAAAGGCUAGCAGAACCAUUGAACCUACAACAACCCAAAAAUCGUGGGAGCGAUGAUCGCAACCUGUCGACAAAUGGCUCCAUAUAUUUUCUUGUACAUCUCGGAAUCGAUCGAUUAAACUUAGUUACACUUAGGUUAUAGACCCAUUUCAUUUGUACAUUAGGGAGUGUGGUUUCUUUGGUUAGUUUCAUUUGAGAAUCCAUUUCCA
Hibiscus syriacus is the source of this 3862-nucleotide messenger RNA. Its product is annotated as ABC transporter G family member 28-like. Gene Ontology annotation, molecular function: ABC-type transporter activity; ATP hydrolysis activity; ATP binding. NCBI's taxonomy places the organism in Eukaryota, Viridiplantae, Streptophyta, Magnoliopsida, Malvales, Malvaceae. The record is from RefSeq and is a predicted model, not a curated record. Bases 251 to 3604 code for a protein of 1117 amino acids. The transcript is spliced from 14 exons.